AGAACGUUGCUUCGUUCACAUACCAUGUCUGAAAUUGACGAUAACAUCGGUCCUUUGCCAACUGAAUGUUCAAACGAAAUCGACAAUAAUGAUGAAAAUGGACGUGGUGAUGAUACAGUUGGUCCUUUACCAACUGAAAUGAUACAGUCUCAGGAAGAUGCUUGUGAAAACGAUGAUACUGUCCAAGUUCCUAAAAAGAAACGUAAAGUACUUAAAGAUGAAGCAAUUUACCUACGAAAUAUUCCAACGGCUCAAUACUAUGAAAUAAGCUAUAUGCAUAGAAAUGUGAUUACACAUGUUGCCUAUUCGAAAACUCACUAUUUGAUGACUUGUAGCAAUGAUGGUCAUUUUAAAUUCUGGAGAAAAGCUGAUGGUGUCGGACUAGAGUUUAUCAAACACUACCGAGCACAUUUAGGUGAGAAACUUUAG
Molecule: messenger RNA, 429 nt
Organism: Schistosoma turkestanicum
Lineage: Eukaryota; Metazoa; Platyhelminthes; Trematoda; Strigeidida; Schistosomatidae
Source: the annotation of a GenBank genome assembly